AUGAUUACUAUCAAGGAUCCACUGAGAGAAAUAUGUCGAGUUGAAGGAGGAAGUCGUAUCCUGAUAUAUUCUGCCAAUGAACCUUUUGAUAGUCAAGUUGACACUGACGAAGUUGAAUCAGAAAACUCACAAGAGGAAACGGCAGCCUCAUUUUGUGAUGUCAAUAUAAACCAACGUUGUGAAUGGAGUAAUGGGGAAACAGGAAUGCUACUAGACUAUUAUGAACAAUUUAUGUCCAGAGUAGGACCCAUGAAAAAGUUCAAAAAUAAGAAAUCCAUGUGGAGUAAGAUUGCUGAAAUUUUGAAUGAAAAGUUUAAAAUACAAAGGACACCAACACAGGUUGAAAAUAGAUAUAAAACUGUGCUCAAAAGAAAAAAAUGUGCAAUUGAAAAUAAUAAAAGAAGUGGUUCUACUAGGAUGGAUGUGCCAUUAGAAAGUGAACUAAGCAAAAUCAAUGCAAUGGAUGAUAGUAUAGAACCUGAGGUUAUUGGAACCUCACAGGGCAUAAUAGUCCUCAAGCCAAGAAAUGAGGAAAACAUCCCAAUAGUGUCCUGUUCAGCAACACCAAUAAGAAAACAUAAGACAAUGCAUGAUACUCUUCUGGAAAUACAUGAGAAGAAAGAGGGAGCCAAAGAAAGACGCCUCAGAGAGAAAAUGGAACUGAUUAGAGAGCUCUUAGGUGGAAAAAAUGAUUAG
Molecule: messenger RNA, 696 nt
Organism: Phaedon cochleariae (mustard beetle)
Lineage: Eukaryota; Metazoa; Arthropoda; Insecta; Coleoptera; Chrysomelidae
Source: the annotation of a GenBank genome assembly